Molecule: messenger RNA, 3976 nt
Organism: Amyelois transitella
Lineage: Eukaryota; Metazoa; Arthropoda; Insecta; Lepidoptera; Pyralidae
Product: ubiquitin-protein ligase E3C
Exons: 21
Coding region: 178-3414 (1078 amino acids)
Biological process (GO): protein polyubiquitination; ubiquitin-dependent protein catabolic process
Molecular function (GO): protein binding; ubiquitin protein ligase activity
Source: RefSeq, a predicted model, not a curated record
AUUGUACAAAAAAAUCUUAACAUUUGUCUUGUCAUUCUGGAAAUGAACAAAUAAAAUAAAAGGAGGAUAAUUUUAUUUUGGCUUGAUUUCUUUCGAUUUUAGGGCAUGUUUAUAACAUUCGAGUAAAAAGUUUUGGAUUAUUAUAUCAAAUAAUAAAUAGUUAUGUUAAUUUAAGUCAUGUAUUCCUUCGAAGGCGACUUCAGGCGAAAGCCCCAACAGAAUUUAUCUGGUGCCAGCGCCCAGCGAAAGACUGACAGGGAAGCCUUGAUAUUGCAGUCACAGCAACAAAGACAAAAACGAGAGGAGUUCAGAAGGCGCCUCAACAGUACUAUUAAAAUCCAAGCGUAUGUCCGAAGUUACCUCACAAAAAAGCAUUUGAAACAAUAUGAGCGGGAGCAGUUUGACAGCAUGUUUGUCGGGGCAAGGGCUGAAGACCACUUUGUGAUAUCUGCUCUAGUUGCAAAAUUGCUCUUUUUCUACAAUGAUGGAAUAGAUUUUUCUAGAUUGGUUGCAAUCUCACAGUUAUUAUUAAAACAAUGGAAGCAAGUGUUCAAAAGUGUAGAAUCUUGUAUCCAGAUGAGGAGGCUCCUUGCAUUGCAUUUAAAAUUAUUGAGAAAAGAGUCUGAGAUUCCCCUGGCAGUGCCUCUGAGAAUGUUUGAAGUGUUCACUUCUCUGUCUUCGGCCGAAGCAGUGAUGCCUUAUGAUGAAGUUGUAAAUACCAUUGGCAAUACAUAUCUUUAUCUUGUCAAAAGAGGCUAUUUCAAGGACCUGUGCGCUUUAUUGUGCCAAAAGACCCCCCCACUCUAUGGACCAUCUCCAAACCCACCAACUCCACUCUGUGGAGCACUACUCGACCUCAUCGAGAGACCACUGCAUUUGACCGUUCUUGACAUACCAGGAUAUGACGAUACCAUCAUGUCUGAAUUCGCAUCGGCAUUCCUCUGUAACCCUUAUCCGGAGCCUGUAGAAAUGUUCAUACUGCCAUCCCUUUCGGACCGGAACAACCACAAAUUCCCGUUCUGCUCCCUCGUGCGGUGUCUACGGGAUGACGACAAGUUUAAUAGUAAAAGUUUAGUGAACGACUCCUGGCUGUUGCAUUCUGUAUUGUCUUUAGAGCCACCGGACUGUGUUAGCCAACUAAGAAAAUGGGACAGUCCGAAAAACCCCAUCGUGUUAGAUUACCUUAAACUAAUAGCCAAAUUAACUGUUAAUGUUUGUAAUAAGCAAAUUUCGUAUGAGUAUGAAGAUUCACUGUACAGUCAAGAAACUGCAGCUGAUAAGGAUGACGACAGUGAUAGUGAAACUGAGGUGAACCCUACGUCUGUGAGGGAGCAGACCUUACUCACGCGUUGUAUAGAAUUGCUGAAUGAACCGGACCGUUUUGUGAUGGUCAUUUGCACUCAAAUCACGGCGAUGGACCUUACCGACGAGUUCUUAGACUGCGUAUCUGAAAUUUGCCAUAAUUUACUGCUCAGCCAUAGAAUGGCCUUGCACAAAUACAGACUGUUGUACACACUAGCGUUCAAACCUAUAUUCCUGCGCGGUCUGUGGCGCUGGUUGAGCAGCAUGAGCCACGAGUCCUCAUUCGGCGGUUCGGCCACGCCGCUGCUAGCGGCGUUGUCGCGAGGCCUCGGCGCUGACUCCGCUGUGCUGGGCCUCGACCGGCUGCUGGCGCCGUUAGCGGUGUUCUGUGCUCUGUUCUCGCUGCUCAUUGGCACGUUGCACGACACGGAGUUCUGUAGGGACCCGGAAGACGAUGAGAGCCUGAGCUUAGGUACAGCGCCGGAGCCGAGCGCGGGCGCGGGCGCGGGCCGCGUGCACGCGUUCUCGUUCGCGGAGCUGGGCGCGCUGUGCCGCACGCUGCGCCACGCGUGCCUGGGGCUGCUGGAGCUGGCCGUGCCGGGCGCGCGGCCCGCCGUCGCCGCGCCCUACCGCCACGCCGUCAGCAGCGCCGCGCAGGGCGCCGAGCACACGGCGGCCUGGUCGCAUCUCUUCAAGGUGUGCACGCACCUCCUCCGCUUGCUGUACGACCGCGACGCGCGCCUGCAGUUCUGCGGCGCGGAGUCGUGGCCGGCGCCCGACGCCGUGCCCGAGGCCGGCGCCGGCGCGCUGCUGGCGGCCGGCGCGCGCCGCGCUCGCGGGCCCGCCGCGCCGCCCAGGGACGCCGAAGAAGGCCCACCACUCACUAUAAAAGAGCUGAGAACGGUCACAAUUCUACGGGAAAUACCGUUCGUGGUACCGUUUUCUACGAGAGUUUUAAUAUUCCAAGGAUUACUUAUUAGGGAAAAACACGAUCACUGGUAUGAAAUGAGUAAUUUCAACGAAGGCCCCUCAAUAAAUAUCAGUGUUCGGCGUACGCACUUAUACGAAGAUGCAUUCGACAAACUUAGCCCUAGUAAUGAACCGGACAUGAAGCUAAAGCUACGCGUGCAACUGAUCAAUCAGGCGGGCGCGGAGGAGGCCGGGGUCGACGGCGGAGGAUUGUUCCGGGAGUUCCUCUCUGAACUCCUCAAAUCUGCAUUCGACCCUAACCGGGGUUUAUUUAGACUAACAAAAGACAACAUGCUGUAUCCGAAUCCAGGGGUGAACUUGCUAUAUGAUGACUUUACUAUGCAUUAUUAUUUCGUCGGCAGAAUGUUAGGGAAGGCGUUAUACGAGAAUCUCCUCGUGGAACUCCCGCUCGCGGAGUUCUUCCUCAGCAAGCUGUGCUCGUCGCGCGAGCCCGACGUGCACGCGCUGGCGUCGCUGGACCCGGGCCUGUACCGCGGGCUGCUGCUGCUGCGCGCGCACCGCCGCCAGGACGUGCCCGACCUGGGGCUCGACUUCACGCUCGUCAGCGUCGAGCUGGGCGAGCAGAGGAUAGACGAACUGAAACCGGGUGGUGCCAACAUUCCUGUCACCGCCGAAAAUAGAAUAGAGUAUAUACAUUUAGUAGCUGACUACAAACUAAACAGGCAAAUAAGGUUACAGUGCAACGCGUUCAAACGGGGCCUGACGUCCGUAGUGAAUGCAGAGUGGCUGCGAAUGUUCUCAUGUAGAGAGUUGCAGCUUCUUAUCUCUGGAGCAGAGGUUCCCAUUGACCUGGACGACCUGAGGAGACAUACCCAGUACUCAGGUGGUUUCUCCGACACACACCCGACGGUGCAAUGUUUCUGGAAGGUCGUGGAGAACUUCACGGACGACCAGAGGCGGCAACUACUCAAAUUCGUCACCAGUUGCUCGAGGCCGCCGCUAUUAGGAUUCAAGGACCUCCAGCCACCAUUCUGCAUACAAUCAGCGGGCGCAUCUUACCGUCUCCCGUCAUCUUCCACGUGUAUGAACCUGCUGAAAUUGCCGGAGUUCCACUCGGAGGACCAGCUGGCAGAGAAACUAUUGUAUGCCAUACAGGCCGGCGCCGGCUUCGAACUUAGCUAAAAGAUCAAAUGUCGUCCGUGGCGAGACUCAUGCGUGGAUUAUGUUGAAGAUGUAUACAUUUAUUGUACAUUUUAUUUCUCUACAAUAUUAUUAUCAUAAUAAUAUUUUAAAUCUUAUUGUGAUAAUGUAUUAGAACUUAUACAUAUAGUAUUUAAUGUUGUAAAUGUUACCUACUUACUGUUCGACUAUACUUUUUUUUCAUUUACUGUUGUGACUAUUUCUAUGAAAUCUAUUUAUUUUUCCUAAAGGUUUCUUAUUCUUAACUAUGUGAACGACAAAAAUAUUAAUAAUUAGAUACGUGUUGUGGUUACUGAUGUUUGUAGGUGUAAAUAAAAUUAGAAAAAUAUUCGAAUUUAUAUAUCUCUUACAACAUAGGUAUAUGAAAUUGUAUAAAAGAUAUAUUUUUUGUUCGUUUGAACUUGUAUGUGAAUGCAAUGGAUUAUUUUAAAUGCGAAUAGUCGCAUUUUACACGAGUCAUCGCUCCUCUAUUUGUUUAAAAGCGAUUUUAUAUUUUAGUACCUAUACAAUAAAGCUGUCAACUCCGUGUUUCUGUUUUUCACUA